AUUCUCUUCAAACUUUGCUUUGCUCACCAGCCUAUAUCCUUUUCUACUGUUCACCCGUACGAACUUCAUUACUGCAAACGCCAGCAUGGUCAAUGCAAUCCAAUUCCGUGGAUCUCCCGAGGGGAAGGUCGUGCAAACAACGUUCACUCUUCCUGCUAUCCAGGCAGAUGAGGUUCUGGUGCGAGUAACCCACAGUGGACUUUGCGGUAGUGACAUUCACGCGCUCAACAAGCCAUUGGUGCUUGGACAUGAAGGGAUUGGAAUUAUCGAGGAACUUGGCUCCGCAGUCACCCUCUUCAAGGUUGGAGACAGAGUUGGCUGGGGUCCACUAAACUCAACGUGCAGCUUAUGCGAGUUCUGUCGCACUGGCCGGGAUGCGUAUUGUCCAGAAGCGAGGACGUAUAGCAUGGUCGAUUUCGAUACCUUGGGAUCUGUGUGCAGUCAUGCCGUGCGCAAGCAACAGUGGAUCUUCCACAUUCCUGAUGCGCUCUCCUCGGAAAACGCCGCUCCUCUCAUGUGUGGUGGUGGCACCGUGUGGGUUCCUCUGGUCGAGCAGUGCAGACCUUACGAGCGCGUUGGGAUCGUCGGCAUCGGUGGUCUCGGUCAUCUCACCAUUCAAUAUGCCAGUAAGAUGGGUUGCGACGUCGUGGCGUUUUCCUCCACGGAAGAAAAGCGGGAGGAAGCUCUAAAACUCGGUGCGAACGAGUUUUAUGCCACAAAGGGGAUCGAAGAUUACUCUCUCCUAGGCCUGAAAAAGCCAGUGGACCGCCUUCUGAUUACCACUUCCGCGAAGUUGGACAUCGGGAUCUUCUAUCCAAUCUUGAAUCGUAACGCCACUAUUGUGCCACUUUCAGUCGACGGGGGCAACUUCACCGCACCAUACUUUCCAACAGUCUAUCAUGGACAGAGAAUUAUCGGCAGUUGUGUCUGUAGUCAGUUUCUUCAAGACAAAGCUUUAGACUUUGCAGCGCGAAACAAAAUCUAUGUCGUUGCCGAGAGGUUCCCCAUGACAUUGGAAGGGGUCACAGCAUGUGUGGAAAAACUAGCUAGCGGGAAGAUGCGCUAUCGCGGAGUUCUCAGUUGGGAGUAUUAACUACAUCCAUUCCUGUAGUUCUCAUGCUGGUUUGUGUACUAUUUCCACUUAUCAUCUAUUCUAUAAGUGGAGUAGGGAAAUACAAAAGCGUUGCAAAUAUGCUGCUGCCUACAUGCAAAGCUGAGACCACCGAGAUAGGAUAAAGCAGUGAAUACAUCUAUGGACUCAACUUUUGUUUCAAGAACUAGCUAGUAGUAUAGUAGCGCAAUAUUCGAUAAUGCUUUAUUUAGAGA
Paecilomyces variotii is the source of this 1326-nucleotide messenger RNA. RefSeq names its product NADP-dependent alcohol dehydrogenase. NCBI's taxonomy places the organism in Eukaryota, Fungi, Ascomycota, Eurotiomycetes, Eurotiales, Thermoascaceae. Gene Ontology annotation, molecular function: zinc ion binding; alcohol dehydrogenase (NADP+) activity. The coding region runs from base 86 to 1093 and encodes 335 amino acids. The record is from RefSeq and is a predicted model, not a curated record. Gene Ontology annotation, biological process: alcohol metabolic process. The transcript is spliced from 4 exons.